Messenger RNA from Eutrema salsugineum, 591 nucleotides. RefSeq names its product berberine bridge enzyme-like 26. The record is from RefSeq and is a predicted model, not a curated record. The transcript has a single exon. Lineage: Eukaryota; Viridiplantae; Streptophyta; Magnoliopsida; Brassicales; Brassicaceae. Gene Ontology annotation, molecular function: oxidoreductase activity; flavin adenine dinucleotide binding. Bases 1 to 591 code for a protein of 196 amino acids.
AUGAGCUGGAUAUCCAUUGUUUAUAUUGCUGGAUUCCCAAGUGGGACUCCUACCAAUGUUUUGCUUCAAGGGAAGUCUCCUUUCCCAAAGAUCAACUUCAAAGCCAAAUCGGAUUUCGUCAAGAACCCGAUUCCUGAAUCCGGUCUGAUCGGGAUGUUCAAGAAGUUGCUUAUAGAGGACUCGCUGACGAUGAUGUGGACUCCUUACGGAGGAAUGAUGGCGAGAAUCUCUGAGUCUCAAAUCCCUUUUCCGCAUAGAAAAGGAGUCAUCUUCAAAAUCCAGUACAUAACGGUUUGGCCAGACAGCGACAUGAGACCGAGCAGACACAUUAAGUGGAUCAGAGAUCUGUACAAAUUCAUGACGCCUUAUGUCUCAAGUAAUCCACGACAAGCCUACGUGAACUACAGAGAUCUUGGCCUAGGAAAGAACAAGAAAAACGUGAGCUCGAACUUGAAAAAUGCGAGCGUGUGGGGAAGGCAGUACUUCAAGAACAAUUUCAACUUAUUGGUGAGGAUUAAAUCAAAGGUUGAUCCAGAGAAUUUCUUCCGAGCAUCCCACCUCUGCCCAUUUGAAGCUACGUUCAUGUCAUAA